Pseudogymnoascus verrucosus is the source of this 858-nucleotide messenger RNA. RefSeq lists its product as uncharacterized. NCBI's taxonomy places the organism in Eukaryota, Fungi, Ascomycota, Leotiomycetes, Thelebolales, Thelebolaceae. Gene Ontology annotation, cellular component: nucleus; cytoplasm. The coding region runs from base 1 to 858 and encodes 285 amino acids. The transcript has 2 exons. The record is from RefSeq and is a predicted model, not a curated record. Gene Ontology annotation, biological process: secondary metabolite biosynthetic process.
AUGCCACUUGCUUUCACCCAAGAAGCACAAGAUAACCCGAGUCUUCACCUGCCUCGAAUUCUAUGUCUUCAUGGCGGAGGUUCUAAUGCCAAGAUAUUUCAAGCGCAAUGUCGGAAACUCAAUGCCCAGCUUAAGGCUCACUUCCGCCUCGUUUUCGCCGAUGCCCCUUAUUCUUCCCAGGCAGGGCCCGAUGUUAUGUCAGUCUACGCCGACUGGGCUCCAUUCCGCCGCUGGCUCAGAUGGACGCUGGAUCACCCUGAGAUCACCGCAGAUGAGGCUGUGAUGGAUAUUGAGGACUCGCUUCAGCGAGCUAUCAAUGAGGACGACCGGAAAGGGGGGACAGGGGAGUGGGUUGCAUUGUUGGGUUUCAGUCAAGGGGCGAAGAUGUGUGCCUCGCUGCUCUUCCACCAGCAAAUUCUGGCGGAUAAAUUAGGGGCUCGACUCCCUUGGGGUGGCUACAAAAGAAAGUUGAACUUCCGCUUUGCUGUAAUAAUGGCGGGAAGAGGGCCGUUGGUGUCCAUGGAUCCAGAAUUGGUCAUGACGUCCGCCUUUCACGACGCAGCUACGCCAUCUCUCAGCAGUUAUGACGCUGGAUCUUUGAACCGAAAAUGUUUUGUUCACUACGUUCUUCGUAUUCCUACCAUUCAUGUCCAUGGGAAGUUUGAUCCAGGACUGAAAAUGCAUCAGCGGUUCAUGGAGGAGUUCUUCGAGAAGGAAAGCGUACGGCUAGUAUCCUGGGAUGGUGAUCAUCGCGUGCCGUUGAGGAGUGGCGAUGUUUCUGCCGUUGUUGAUCAGAUUUUGGACCUCAGUGAACAGACGGGUGUCUUUGAGGACCUCAAUGCGUUUAGCUGGAUGUAA